Molecule: messenger RNA, 3500 nt
Organism: Galdieria sulphuraria
Lineage: Eukaryota; Rhodophyta; Bangiophyceae; Galdieriales; Galdieriaceae
Product: DNA-directed RNA polymerase subunit
Exons: 20
Coding region: 2-3478 (1158 amino acids)
Biological process (GO): DNA-templated transcription
Cellular component (GO): RNA polymerase III complex
Molecular function (GO): DNA binding; ribonucleoside binding; DNA-directed RNA polymerase activity
Source: RefSeq, a predicted model, not a curated record
UAUGUCGAAUGAGUUGAACAAAGACGACGUCUUUCAGGCAGAAGACUUGAACUUGUUAAAGGAGACCUUGUUUGAAAAGGAAAAGCUGGAUAAAGAAGAACAAUUAAGAAAGCCUAUAAAGUCCAUUGCUGAAAAAUGGCUUCUGAUUCCUGCCUUUCUCAAGUUGAGAGGAUUGGUCAAACAACAUAUAGAAUCUUUCAACUUCCUUAUUGAGAAAGAAUUAUCUAAAAUAGUUGCUGCUAAUGAUAAAGUUACUUGUGAUGCUGAUCAAAGUUUCUAUUUAAGAUAUUUAGGAAUCAGAGUUGGAACUCCUUCUAUUGAAGAGGACCUGGUCAUUUCCAAAGUUACUCCACAAGAGUGUCGAUUACGUGAUUUGACCUAUGCAGCACCUAUUUAUGUCGAUGUGAGAUAUACAAGAGGAAAGGAGGUGCUUAUUCGAAAGGAUGUUGCUAUUGGUCGAAUUCCCAUCAUGCUUAGAAGUUCUCACUGUAUCCUCACAGGAAAGAAGGAUGGGCAGUUAGCAAGCCUAGGUGAAUGUCCUUUGGAUCCAGGUGGCUAUUUCAUUAUUCGUGGGACAGAGAGAGUCAUUUUGAUUCAAGAACAAUUAUCAAAGAAUCGUAUCAUCAUAGAAGAAGAUAAGAAAGGAAAUUAUUGUGCUACAGUUACCUCUUCUACGCAUGAACGCAAGUCACGAACUUCUCUGGUAUACAAGUCUAACAACAUUUAUCUUCGACACAAUUCACUUGUGGAUGAUAUUCCAAUUUGGAUUGUAUUCAAAGCUUUAGAAGUGGAAUCUGAUCAAGAGAUUGUUCAAUUGAUAGGUUUGAUAGAAGAAGAAUAUCGUAGUUAUUAUUUCUUGCUUAAUCAUAAGAAGGAAUGUAUUUCUCGUCACGUUCAAAAUCGAAAUGAAGCACUUGAAUAUAUUGGCUCUAGAGUUCGUCUUUUUCGCAAAGGUUACUCAUUUCGUCGUUCCACUAUAGAAGAAGCACAAGAAGUAUUGGCUGGCGUUAUAUUGUCUCAUAUUCCAACAUAUCAACAUAACUUUCGCAAUAAGAGUAUUUAUUUAGCAUUUAUGGUUCGUCGAUUGUUAACAGUCGCUGAAAAUUUAACCACAGUAGAUGACAAAGAUUAUUAUGGAAACAAACGUUUAGAAUUGGCUGGACAACUUUUAUCUUUGUUGUUUGAAGAUCUAUUCAAGAAAUUCAAUGCAGAUUUGAAGAGACAUGCUGAUAUGGUACUCAGCAAACCCAAUCGUGCUGCACAGUUUGAUAUUGUGAAAUGCAUGAGACCAGAUACCAUUUCAGUAGGAUUGGAAAAUGCCAUUGGCACUGGAAAUUGGACUGUCAAGAGAUUUCGUAUGCAUCGUGCAGGUAUUACGCAAGUCUUGUCUAGACUGAGCUAUAUCGCAGCACUUGGAAUGAUGACCAGAAUUACUUCACAAUUUGAAAAGACUAGAAAAAUUUCUGGUCCUCGUUCUUUACAAGGUUCCCAAUGGGGUCUUUUAUGUCCUUCCGAUACUCCAGAAGGUGAAUCUUGUGGACUAGUUAAGAAUCUGGCUUUAACAGCUCAUAUUACUACAGAUGCUGAAGAGGAGCCUUUGAUACGCUUGUGUUAUAUUUUGGGAGUUGAAGAUGCAACUUUAUUUUCAGGUGAUGAGUUGAACAAUCCUUCCCAUUUUCGAAUAUUCUUAAACGGAAAAUUUUUGGGAAUUCAUCGAAAUGCUUCAUACUUUGCCAAUAUCUUUCGAUUUCUUCGUCGAAAAGGUGCCAUUGGAGAGUUUGUUUCGAUAUUUGUGAAUGAAGCAGAAAAUGUAGUAUAUCUUUCGUGUGAUUCUGGUCGCAUUUGUCGACCUCUUAUUAUUGUUGAAAAUGGGAAACCCAAAGUUACUCAACAAUAUAUAGAACAGCUUGAAAGAAAUCAACUAGAAUUUACAGAUUUGGUGCAACAAGGUCUUGUUGAAUAUCUUGACGUCAAUGAAGAGAAUAAUGCCUUGAUUGCACUAUCUGAAGAGAAUAUUGAGCCUUGUAGUACCACUCAUUUGGAGAUAUCUCCUUUGGCAAUAUUGGGAGUCUGUGCAGGAGUUAUUCCUUAUCCACAUCACAAUCAAUCUCCAAGAAAUACUUAUCAAUGUGCAAUGGGUAAACAGGCUAUCGGAUUCAUUGGAUACAAUCAACAUUUGAGAACAGAUACUUUAUUGUAUUUGUUGACUUAUGCACAGAAACCGUUGGUCAACACCAAAACCAUUUCAUUUAUCAAAUAUGAUGAACUUCCUGGUGGUCAGAAUGCUAUUGUUGCAGUAAUGAGUUACAGUGGAUAUGAUAUUGAAGAUGCCUUGAUAUUGAAUCGAUCCAGUUUGGAUAGAGGAUAUGGACGUUGUUGUGUAGUUCGUAAACAUGCUUUUGGUUUACGAAGAUAUCCGAAUGGAACUUGUGACCGAGUUUGUCGUCCACCAAGUUUUUCGGAAAGUUCAGAACGUACUCAUAUGAAGUUUGCCUGUUUGGAAGAAGAUGGAUUACCCAAAGUGGGAGGUCGUCUUUCUCCUGGUCAAGCAUAUGUAUAUAAAGAAACGCCUAUGGAUACGAUGACGACCAUGACUAGUCAGCAAAGUAUUCAACAAGUUGGUUAUCGUCCACAGCCAUUCUUUUAUAAAGGUCCAGAUGAUGCAGUCAUUGAUAGAGUAGUUGUCACUUCCAAUGCUUCUACCCAUGCGCUUAUUAAGGUCAUGAUACGAGAGACUAGAACUCCAGAGGUUGGAGAUAAGUUUUCUUCGCGACAUGGACAAAAGGGAGUUUGUGGUUUAAUUGUUCCUCAAGAAGAUAUGCCAUUUAAUGAACAAGGAAUAUGUCCAGAUAUUAUUAUGAAUCCGCAUGGCUUUCCUUCUAGAAUGACAGUAGGAAAACUUUUGGAAUUGAUGGCUGGAAAAGCUGGAGUAUUAAGUGGCGAAUUUAAAAAUGGUACAGCAUUUGAUGGAGAUCCUUUAGAAGAUUGCGCAUCUUUACUUGUUCAACAUGGAUUCUCUUAUACAGGGAAAGAUUUUUUGUAUUCGGGAAUGACUGGAGAACCAUUGCAAGCUUAUGUGUUUAUGGGACCCAUCUAUUAUCAGAAGUUGAAGCAUAUGGUAAAGGACAAAAUGCAUGCUAGAGCAAGAGGUCCUCGUGCUGUUUUAACAAGACAGCCUACAGAAGGCCGUUCUCGAGAUGGUGGUCUUCGGUUGGGAGAAAUGGAAAGGGAUUGUUUGAUAGGAUAUGGUGCCUCUAUGCUUAUUAUGGAAAGAUUGAUGCACAGUAGUGAUGCAUUUACAGCUCAUGUUUGUAGACAAUGUGGUUUGAUUGUUUCCAAAGAUUGGUGUCCAACUUGUGGUAAUUCUUUACAAAUACGGCCAUUGAAAAUUCCGUAUGCUUGUAAGCUAUUGUUUCAAGAACUUCAAAGUAUGAAUAUUUGGCCAAAAAUUUUAUUGGAAGAACGUAAUGCCAGUUGAUGAUUAUGUUUCAUGAGAAAGG